Sardina pilchardus (European sardine) is the source of this 1082-nucleotide messenger RNA. RefSeq names its product cellular repressor of E1A-stimulated genes 1 (gene creg1). The coding region runs from base 57 to 656 and encodes 199 amino acids. NCBI's taxonomy places the organism in Eukaryota, Metazoa, Chordata, Actinopteri, Clupeiformes, Clupeidae. The transcript has 4 exons. The record is from RefSeq and is a predicted model, not a curated record.
GAUGACACUCAGCAGCCGCCAACGUUGGAGUGCACAGUAGUGAAAGCUAAGCGAACAUGAGUGGCCGACUGUUGUUUACCUUAGUUUCGGUGUUACACCUCGCGUGUAUCUCGACGACGAGCCAUUAUAGAAUUCCUCCACAUGAUGAGGUUGCGAGGGUGGCGCGGUUUGUUGUUAACCAGUGCGACUGGGCUUCGAUGGCUACGAUCUCAACUCAUGACCCCGUGAAAGGACAACCUUUCUCCAACGUAUUUUCAAUUAGCGAUGGCCCCGUGGGCUACGGGGCAGGAAUUCCGUACAUGUAUUUAACUCACAUGGAGAUAUCCGUGAAGGACUUGGAGGCGAACCCUCAGGCCUCACUGUGUGUGUCGUUGGCUCAGACGGACUUCUGUAAGGCGCAGGGCUUCGACCCCCAGAGCCCACUGUGUGCACACAUCAUCCUAUCCGGAUCCGUGGUGGCGAUUCAAAACAGCACAGUCGAGGAAGUUGUGGCCAAAAAGGCCUUGUUCAAACGCCACCCAGAAAUGCUGGACUGGCCAACUGAUCACAACUGGUUCUUUGCCAAGAUGAACAUCACUCAGGUGUGGGUGCUCGACUACUUUGGGGGGAUUAAGACGGUGACCCCAGACGACUACUUCAAGGCCACACCGUACUAGAAGGAUGGGAAGCAGAGAAGUUAGAACACUUUGCUUUCCCCCCCACAGGAGCCCUGUUCCUGAGGGACCGUCUACGCGCUGGAUCAGCAUGUUUGCUAUUACACAAUUAAUUGUUGGAAUAGUGAAUUCUAAAUACCUGUGAGAAAAAUCAAUGUGAAUCAAUUGUGAAUCAAUUAAUUAAACCCCAAAGGCCACUUUAUGUUUAUAUGAAAGGUAACUGGAUGUUUUUACUGCUUGCACUACUCAGGAACACAAUUCACAAGGAAUAGAUAAGAAGGAAUAGAUAGAUACCUUGUAUAGUAUUCUAAUAUCUAAGGAAUAAAUAAGAUGAUCUACCUUGUGUGGUAUUCUAAUAUCCAAGGAAUAGAUAAGAUGAUCUACCUUGUAUGGUAUUCUAAUAUCUAAGGAAUAGAUAAGAUGAUCUAC